Messenger RNA from Gilbertella persicaria, 762 nucleotides. RefSeq lists its product as uncharacterized. Gene Ontology annotation, biological process: carbohydrate metabolic process. Gene Ontology annotation, molecular function: hydrolase activity, acting on carbon-nitrogen (but not peptide) bonds. The record is from RefSeq and is a predicted model, not a curated record. Lineage: Eukaryota; Fungi; Mucoromycota; Mucoromycetes; Mucorales; Choanephoraceae. The annotation marks the transcript as partial. The transcript is spliced from 3 exons.
CUUCUUUCUUUAGCGUAUGCUGCUACUCUUGUCAUGGGCCGCCCCGUACACACAACUGAAGAAACCACUAAAACUGCUCACCACGGCAACAGCACCAAGGUUGAAACAUACACUCACUGUAACAGACCUGGUGUGUUUGCUCUCACUUUUGAUGAUGGACCUGGUCAAUACUCUUGGUCUUUGGCUAAGAGCUUGCACGAACAAGGCAUUAAGGCUACCUUCUUCAUUAACGGUGCCAAUGCUGUUGAUGUUCUCCAUGCCAGUACUACCACUGAUGAAGGUGAAAAGACUUACUUGGAAGUCAUUAAGCACUACUACGACUUCGGUCAUGAAGUUGCUAGCCACACCUGGCAACACAAAGAUCUCGCCAAUAUGACUGUUGCACAAGUUAAGGAACAAAUGAACACUCAAUCUGAUAUUAUUUUCCAAGCUAUCGGCAAGAGAGUUCAAUUGAUGCGUCCUCCUGAAGGUGUUACUGAUGCUGUUUCCAGCAAAGUCUUGAAGGAUCUCGGUUACCACAACAUUCUCUGGGAUAUUGAUACCAAUGACUGGCGUAAGCAAGGCUUGGCUGCUGAGCAAGCUUUAGUCAAAGAAGUCAUCGAAAAGGACGUUGCUAAUGUCACCAUGGGUCACAUUGCUCUUGAGCACGAUAUUCACGAACACACCGUGACCGAACUUGUUCCUUGGCUGAUUAGCUAUGUCAAGGAAAAGGGUUAUGAAUUUGUCACUGUCUCUGACUGUAUUGGCGUCCCUGCUUACCAA